UGCCCUUUCUGUUGCUUCUGCUGGAUUAGCUGGCGCUUGGAUCUUCCUUGAAAAAUCUACUAUUUAUUUCGGCCAAAUCCGUUAAAAGCAAUCACAAUGGCUAGGAAACGAGUCAGGUUUGGAGGGUUGGCCCCAGUCAUUCCUAGCCGAAGCAGAGGAGAACAGGGUCAAUCCAUUCUAAAGAACAGUACCUCACGCAGUGUCUAUACAACAAAGAAUUCCCCAUACGUUGACUUCCUCCCUGAAUACGACCAAGACAUGUAUGUGGUAUCAUCAGUACCGCGAGCAAGGCGCGAGGUCAUUGACUAUGAGGCUGAAUUAGAUGACAGCAUUUCGAAAAUGAAACGCGCACAACGACUUGGUAAUGCCACUUUGGACGACACAGAUGCCCUUUACAAUAGAUCUAGACGCAGCGAUAGGGGUCUCCUGGACUCAAUUACAGAUAGUUUGCAAAGGAUGGAAAUGGAGAAUGUAAAAAUUGAUUCUGAAAUCAAAGAUAAAGUUGGAUUCAGGCGUUUCCUCCACCAGAAAAAGCGUCGAGAAGCAAAAGGAGAAGAACCUGCGAGGGUAAAACGUAAAGAGGUUAGGAAUAGAGUGAAGGACAGUUCCCUUAGAGUUGAUCCCCUAAAGGUUGCGCAUCUUCAGAUGAGGUAUCUUGGUAAAAACGCUGGGUUUGAUGAUGUCCCAAUGUCGAUAAGAGCUGGCAUAGAAACGCAAACCAUGCGUAACAACUGGGUGCCAAAGGCGAGGGUCCCUUUUAAAGAAAGAUCAAGUAACGAUGAUGUGUAUGUACCCAAAGAAACACGCCCAAGGCGCGAGGAUAAACAGUUGGAUGCAAUUGUCGAUAGAGUUGCUCAACUUAGACGCCAGCUGGAUGAUACAACCAGAUGCAGCCGUAACUUCUUUGAAGACCUUGACGAAGAUAUAGAGGAAACAAGGCGUCCAAAGAGGCCUCUACCACCGCCAGUGGAAGAGGAGGACGAUAUUGGAGAGGCAGCCCGAAACAUUUACGUCGUCGGUGGGUCUAAGGAUGAUAUUGAUCCGAAAGCAUUUGAUCACCUUGAACCCGGGGAUUACAUGGUAAUCACUGGACCUUCCGAUGAAACGAAAAGGGAAAGCUUCUUCACGACUCAAAGACGAAUCAUUGAUGCGGAAAUGAACCUGCAUCAGCCAGAUUUGCGACGCCCAAGGUCCAUGCUGUUGGGAUCAGCCUCCGAUGUUGAUGAUAUCUAUGACGACAAGGAUGAUUUUGAGAGGAGACCCAUCAAGUACUCUGCUAUAACUGCAAAGAAAUCGGCGGGUUUAGGGGCCGGUGUGUCAAGGUAUGGAUCAGCAGUGCCACCUAGGCCAGCAAGCAUUGCUACAAGUAGGGGACCACGCUAUCAGCCCCUUUAUACCGGGGACAGGGCUGAAUUGUACCGAACUCCUGAUUGGGACGGUUAUUCCACCACAUGUUCGAACCUUAAAGAUCGUAUGAAAGAUGUUGUAUACAGUAACAGCGUUCAGAAAACUCUCCUGGACCGCUUUAUACCAUAUGACAUGCGAGCUCCAAUUGAUGAAGUUGACUAUAUGGUCGAUAAGAAAUACAACGAGGUCGCUGAGAGAAUCCCGUCGUUGUACAGGACUGCAAACUUUAAAAGUACAAGCAGGGAUUCUGAGGUAUCCAGGCCUCGCAGGAGUGCAAGGUCUGCCUCUGUUCCCCCGAGUUAUGGAGGCGGCCAGCCAAUCUCGAAGACAAGGGCACAUAUAAGAGAUGUCAUCGCAAAGACCCGCAAGGACCCAGGGUGGUUCCAUUAGGCAGAAGUGUGCCCAAAUGUCUGUAAGAGCGUAUUAGAUUUCGUUGGAAGUUGUGCCUAUGUAAAGGGGACUAAAACACGGAUGCGAUUUAAGGAAGUGUAUAAAGAGGGCGUCAGUAUCUGGAUUACCUCCCAAUGAAACUAAAGUGCAAAUUAAACCAUUUCACAAUUACAUCACUGCCAGUUACAUUUAACAUAAUAACAAAGUUAGAUGCUUUUGACACAAAAACAUACAAUAUGAUUUGCAGAAAAUAUCAACUCACAGAUAUAGACAAUUAAGACAACAUGCACAAGGACAAUAGCGCAAUGUUAGUAUUUUGAAAGGGUAGCAGUUGAUGGACCGCUACCGAAGAUCUUACCAUUACCCUUCAAUAAUUUGAUAUGCUCGUUAGAGUAACUUCGGCAAUCAUCGGCCAUCUUCGUGACAUAAACAUUGGCAAUCUUAUAGUUUUGGACCGCAAUCGAAGAUGGCCGAAGAUCCGCUAAGGAAUCUGAUUGGUUACUUGAAAAAUCUUCGGUCCUUUCCGUGAGUCUUCGGCCGCGGUGCAUCGGCGCUCUCCUUUUUAUUUAAAGUGUUUAAUGUCUAAGUGAUAUCCCGGGGUCCCUGGUAUUAUGUUUCCGUAGUGUUCAUUAAUCAAUCUACAUGUUUAGGUCCAUUCGUCCAGUUCAAUCUAUUGUUUACUUUACAGGAUCCUUACUGUAUUUUAUUUAUGUUAUUUGAGUUUAUUUAAAUUUCCGCAUAUUAACUUUAUGAUAGAUAUAUUUAAAUGUACAGGCGUAAACUGUUUCUAUCGAGAAAUAACGCACGUGGGAAAGUUAGCAAAAUACUAGGAAAUUGCCAAAUGUAGAUUGUGUAAUACAUGACAGUGGAAGAGUUACGGCUGCCAGGACAUAAUGUAUAUUACAAUAGCAGGUCAAUUAUGUUGAGCAGUCAGGGAGGAAGACUGAAUUACCUAUUUCCAUCCUAAGGACUUCAGUAAUUCUGUUUUUCUCCGAUUGGCUGUAAAGUAGUGUAUAUAAUAUUAUUUGCAUGAGCCUAUUUAUAACACGUGGAGUAUAGAACUGAAGCUAAGCGUCCUGGAGUGCUAACAAAAUGCUUAUCUUAAAAUAGCUAAAUCAUGUUUUAAUCAAUACUCAAACUAGUCAAAAGAUGUCUCUGCACAACAAGACUAAGUCCUUGACGACAGAAUAUUUAAGACGUUUGUAAUCUUUAUAAAUAAUUAUGUCAGUUGUAAAUUAAACACAUUUGAUAAUUUAUCCUUAUUUAUAAACAUGUACAUUGCAAAAAUAAAGUUCAUUUAUUGUUUUCAAUCCAUAAAGUUGUGUUGGUUUUUCGAUUAUUUUCUUUGUACCAAUUAAAGUAUUUGAUAACUAAGUGGCGGGAAAACCCCAGAGCUCAGACCUCAAAAUUAUCUCUCUUGCUUUCCACUUUCGUUUGUCCGAAUUUCUACUAUUAACUUAUUGAAUAC
Molecule: messenger RNA, 3265 nt
Organism: Owenia fusiformis
Lineage: Eukaryota; Metazoa; Annelida; Polychaeta; Sabellida; Oweniidae
Source: the annotation of a GenBank genome assembly